Molecule: messenger RNA, 468 nt
Organism: Cokeromyces recurvatus
Lineage: Eukaryota; Fungi; Mucoromycota; Mucoromycetes; Mucorales; Mucoraceae
Product: NAC domain-containing protein
Exons: 3
Coding region: 1-468 (155 amino acids)
Biological process (GO): protein targeting to membrane
Cellular component (GO): cytoplasm; nascent polypeptide-associated complex
Source: RefSeq, a predicted model, not a curated record
AUGUCUACUGAGAACGCUCAAGCUUCUAUCCAAUCCCGUGGUGAACAAAAGGCCCGUAAGGCCAUUCUUUCUCUUGGUUUGAAGCCUGUUAACGGUAUCAACCGUGUUACCUUCACCCGUGGUCGCGGUUUGGUCUAUGCUAUUAACAACCCUGAAGUCUUCAAGUCUGUUAACUCUGAUACUCACAUUGUUUUCGGUGAACUUCAUGUUGAAGAUUUGGCUGCUCGUGCUCAACAAGCUGCUAUGGAACAACAACUCGCUGCUGAUGCCGAAAAGGGUGCUGAAGAAGCUGAAGCUGCUCCCGCUGCCGUUGAAGAAGAAGAGGAAGAAGUUGAUGCUACUGGUGUUGAGGAAAAGGAUAUUGAAUUGGUUGUUAGCCAAGCUAAUGUUUCUCGUGCUAAGGCUAUCAAGGCUCUUAAGAACAACGAAAACGAUGUUGUUAACGCCAUUAUGGAACUCACCAUGUAA